AAUGGUUUCCAGGCAGUGAAAGAGGGUGAUUCAGCAAGCCACUCUUCUCCUUCUCCUUCUUUUAAAAAAACCUUCCCUUGUCUUUUUAUUUUUUCAUGGGGGCUGGGGGGCGCUUCUUACAUGCUUACCUUUUGCUUUUCUUUUUUUCAUUUUUACAAAUUUCCUUUUUUCUCCUCACCCCUCAAUUCCCAGGGGCUUGAGUGACUUUAAGAUUGGGUUUUCUUGGACAUCACCUGUCCAUCUUUAAUUUUAAACAUUUUCCCCACCUCCAAAGAACCUGUUCCUUAUCACAGUUUGGAAUGUGGUUAAUGAAAAACAAGUAGGGAGGAUUGGGGGGCGAACUGCUGGAUGAGGAUCGGAGUUCCGAAGCACGGAAUGGCUAGUAUGAGAAAUACCAAGGGCAGGAUCAUCUCAGAUCUUCAUUAUGGCAACUCAUGCAAGAAGCUGUUGAAUUAGAUCCAUUUCCUAUAGAUGAGAAACCAAACAAGCAGUGGUAUUUAUGAGCCUCCAUUUAUUGUACUACUGCAGUGAACCAACCUUGGAUGUGAAAAUUGCCUUUUGUCAGGGAUUCGAUAAACAAGUGGAUGUGUCAUAUAUUGCCAAACAUUACAACAUGAGCAAAAGCAAAGUUGACAACCAGUUCUACAGCGUGGAAGUAGGAGACUCAACCUUCACAGUUCUCAAGCGCUACCAGAAUCUAAAGCCUAUUGGCUCUGGGGCUCAGGGAAUAGUUUGUGCUGCAUAUGAUGCUGUCCUUGACAGAAAUGUGGCCAUUAAGAAGCUCAGCAGACCCUUUCAGAACCAAACGCAUGCCAAGAGAGCUUACCGGGAACUGGUCCUCAUGAAGUGUGUGAACCAUAAAAACAUUAUUAGUUUACUAAAUGUCUUCACACCCCAGAAAACGCUGGAGGAGUUCCAAGAUGUUUACUUAGUAAUGGAACUGAUGGAUGCCAACUUGUGUCAGGUGAUUCAGAUGGAAUUAGACCAUGAACGAAUGUCUUACCUUCUAUACCAAAUGUUGUGUGGCAUCAAGCACCUUCACUCUGCUGGAAUUAUUCACAGGGAUUUAAAACCAAGUAACAUUGUAGUCAAGUCUGAUUGUACAUUGAAAAUCCUCGACUUUGGACUGGCCAGGACCGCAGGCACGAGCUUCAUGAUGACUCCUUACGUGGUGACGCGUUAUUACAGAGCCCCUGAGGUCAUCCUGGGAAUGGGCUACAAGGAGAACGUUGACAUGUGGUCAGUAGGGUGCAUCAUGGGAGAAAUGAUUAAAGGUGCAGUGCUGUUUCCUGGCACUGAUCAUAUUGACCAGUGGAACAAAGUAAUUGAGCAACUAGGAACACCAUGUCCGGAAUUCAUGAAGAAAUUGCAACCCACAGUAAGAAAUUAUGUGGAGAAUCGGCCUAAGUAUGCAGGACUCACCUUUCCCAAGCUCUUUCCAGAUUCCCUCUUCCCAGCGGAUUCUGAGCACAAUAAACUCAAAGCCAGCCAAGCCAGGGACUUGUUGUCAAAGAUGCUAGUGAUUGACCCAGCCAAAAGGAUAUCAGUGGACGAUGCCUUACAGCAUCCAUACAUCAACGUCUGGUACGACCCUGCUGAAGUGGAGGCGCCUCCACCUCAGAUAUAUGACAAACAGUUGGAUGAAAGAGAACACACCAUUGAAGAAUGGAAAGAACUUAUCUAUAAAGAAGUAAUGAAUUCAGAAGAAAAGACUAAAAAUGGUGUCGUAAAAGGACAACCUUCUCCUUCAGGUGCAGCAGUGAACAGCAGUGAGAGUCUCCCUCCAUCCUCGUCCGUCAACGACAUCUCCUCCAUGUCCACCGACCAGACCCUGGCGUCCGACACUGACAGCAGCCUGGAAGCCUCGGCGGGACCCCUGGGUUGUUGCAGGUGACUAGCCGCCUGCCUGCGAAACCCAGCGUUCUUCAGCAGAUGAUGGGAUGGAACACACACACCCGCACACACAGAACCGUACACACACAAGCGCAGACACGCAAUGACAUGAACACAGCAAGGGAGAGAAUCCAGCCUAAAUUGAAACAAAUCUUUCAGCCUGCUUCUUCUCCAGAGUGCUCUAUUGCAGCUAAGGCAGAUGCAUAUUUAACUUCUAGUUGCUCUUGCUUUGAUCUUCUUCCAAUGAUGCUUACUACUGAAGGCAAAUCAAACACAAUUAGGGAAGCCUUUUCCAUAAAGUGUAAUUUUAAUGGCUGCAAAACCAGCGACCUGUAACUGCCCUUUCAAAUGGCAUGACAAGGUGUGCAGUGGCCCCAUCCAGCAUGUGUGUGUCUCUAUCUUGCAUCUACCUGCUCCUUUUGGCCUAGUCAGAUGGAUGUAGAUACAGAUCCGCAUGUGUCUGUAUUCAGACAGCACUGCUUACUUAGAGAUGCUACUGUCAGUGUCCUCAGGGCUCUACCAAGACAUCAUGCACUGGGGUACCACCUGGUCCAUUUCAUGUGAUCUAUUACUCUGACAUAAAACCCAUCUGUAAUAUAUUGCCAGUAUAUAAGCCGUUUAGUUUGUUAAUUGAUUAAGCUGUAUGUCUUAUAAGAAAACAUGUAAAAGGGGGAAACGUGGGGGGAGUGAGCUCUCUCGGACCCUUGAAGAUGUAGCUCCCAAAUUUGAACUGAUUAAAUGGCACCUGUAUACCAA
Messenger RNA from Myotis daubentonii (Daubenton's bat), 2649 nucleotides. It is a transcript of the gene MAPK10, whose product is annotated as mitogen-activated protein kinase 10. NCBI's taxonomy places the organism in Eukaryota, Metazoa, Chordata, Mammalia, Chiroptera, Vespertilionidae. The record is from RefSeq and is a predicted model, not a curated record. Gene Ontology annotation, molecular function: ATP binding; MAP kinase activity. Gene Ontology annotation, biological process: protein phosphorylation.